This is a messenger RNA of Drosophila kikkawai, 1715 nucleotides long. Its product is annotated as UDP-glucosyltransferase 2-like. Gene Ontology annotation, molecular function: UDP-glycosyltransferase activity. Lineage: Eukaryota; Metazoa; Arthropoda; Insecta; Diptera; Drosophilidae. The record is from RefSeq and is a predicted model, not a curated record.
AAUGGUUCCUAUUCGGGUUUGCUUCCUGGCAGUAGCCAUCGUCGCUCUCAUCGGUGGUUCCCAAGGUGCAAAUAUACUGGGAAUAUUCCCGAGCCUCAGUCCAUCGCAUUUGAUCAUCCAAAUGUCCGCGGCUAAAGUGCUGGCGGAGAGGGGACACAAUGUGACGGUGGUCACGCUCCUAAGGCCAGUGGUAACGCACAAGAAUAUAACCGUAAUCACAGUACCGGUCAGCAAAGAUGCGGACCAGCUUAUGAGUGACAACGUGAAAGAGAUGGCGAAGAACGACAACAGCAAUUUUGUUUCGGCCCUGUUUCGCAUGUGGGAAAAGAUGGAUUUUAUUUUUAAGGCGGUGGCAGAAGCUCUAAAGCACGACCGCGUGCGGGAUCUCUAUCGAAACAAGGCCAAUAAGUUUGACCUGGUUCUCUCGGGCUUCUUCAUGAGUGACUUCCAUCUGGGAUUUGCCAGGAAGGUGAAUGCACCGGUCAUCAUCGUCGCCACAAUAUUACCGAAUCAGAUGUUGAACCCAUUGAUCGGCAAUCCCAGUGAGGUCUCGUAUGUCCCCCCCUUUAGUGACUCUAUAGAGAAAGGAAAGAGCGUGUCCUUCCGUCAGCGAUUGGUAAGCUUUACUACCAGUUUUUUCUUGGGACUAUAUAUGCGCUUUUCUGAUAGGCGUAGUCAGAAUUUGUACGAAGAGCUCUUUGCUGAUGACCUCAACAUGCCAGAGUAUUCGGAAAUGCUUAAAAACAUUUCACUAGUGUUCUUUGCCUCUCACGCGCUCAGCGAGGGGCCGAUCCGACCUAACGUCCCGGCAGCCAUUGAGAUUGGAGGUAUUCAUAUUAAGGACAAGCCAGAUCCCCUUCCGCAAAAUCUGGCUGACUUCCUGGGCAACGCCACAGACGGAGCCAUUCUCCUAAGCCUGGGCUCAAAUAUGAAGGGCAGCUACAUCAGACCUGACACGGUGACCAAAAUGUUCAACGUCCUCUCAAAGCUGAAGCAAAGGGUCAUCUGGAAGUGGGAAGACCUGGAGAAGACACCGGGUCAAUCUGACAACAUUCUCUACUCCAAGUGGCUGCCGCAGGACGACAUCCUCGCCCACCCGAAGAUCAAACUGUUUAUCAAUCAUGCCGGAAAGGGAGGCAUUACAGAGGCCCAGUACCACGGCAAGCCGAUGCUCUCCUUGCCCUUGUUUGGUGACCAGCCCGGAAAUGCGGAGGGCAUGGUCAAGAAGGGCUUUGGACUCACUCUAAGCCUCCUCACACUGGAGGAGCAGCCCUUCCAAGAGGCCAUCCAGGAGAUUUUGACGAAUCCGCAGUACGCCCAGGAGGUGGCCACGUUCUCCUCGCUCUACCGCGAUCGUCCCAUGUCCUCAAGGGAGUUGGUCGUCUACUGGUCGGAGUACGUCAUUCGGCACCAUGGAGCUGCCCACCUGCAGAGUCCCCUGGUUCACAUGAACUUCAUAGCCGCCAAUAACUUGGAUAUAUAUGCCCUGUUAGCUGGAAUUUUAGUAAUUGUCUUGCUAUUUUUCAAAGCUCUGGUUAAAUUUAUUUACAGAAGGUUUUUGUCAAAGCCCAAGAAGGCCAGUAAGCAGAAGACCCACUGAAAGUUCUUUAAAAGUCAGGUAAAUGUUAAAGUGUUACUAUGAAAUACUCUAAGAUAAGAAAAUAAAAUGUUACCUAUUAUUUUAAAUAAAUAUAAAAUUGGGCUUGGCAACCCAG